Molecule: messenger RNA, 393 nt
Organism: Vitis riparia (riverbank grape)
Lineage: Eukaryota; Viridiplantae; Streptophyta; Magnoliopsida; Vitales; Vitaceae
Product: two-component response regulator 24-like
Exons: 2
Coding region: 1-393 (130 amino acids)
Biological process (GO): phosphorelay signal transduction system
Source: RefSeq, a predicted model, not a curated record
AUGAGAGGAAAAGGUUCCUCUAGCUCGAAAAUUUCUACUCUCAUUGUUGAUGAUGACCCUCUAACUCGGAGAAUCCACAAAGUGCUUCUAACUAAAGUUGGACUAGAAACUCAGGCUGUCGAAAAUGGUAAAGAGGCUGUUGAUCUUUACCGCUCAGGGGCGUCUUUUGAUCUUAUUCUCAUGGAUUUAGAAAUGCCAAUCAUGGAUGGACCUAAGGCAACAAAAGAGCUACGAGCUAUGGGAGUCCAAAGCAUGAUCGUAGGAGUUACAGCGCGAGAUCUUGAGGUAGAGAAGCAGAUGUUCAUGGCAUCAGGCCUUGAUGAUUGCUAUGUGAAGCCAUUGACAACAGAUACGGUUACCGCUCUUGUGGAAAAGCUCAAUAAAGACAAUUGA